Molecule: messenger RNA, 6873 nt
Organism: Erinaceus europaeus (western European hedgehog)
Lineage: Eukaryota; Metazoa; Chordata; Mammalia; Eulipotyphla; Erinaceidae
Gene: GPATCH8
Product: G-patch domain containing 8
Exons: 8
Coding region: 87-4553 (1488 amino acids)
Cellular component (GO): nucleus
Molecular function (GO): nucleic acid binding
Source: RefSeq, a predicted model, not a curated record
CAGGGGAGGGGAGCGAGGGGGCGGGUGCCGCAGGAGGGAAGGAGCGAACCGGAGACCGUCGUCCUGAGAGGAGUAAAGGCGGCAAGAUGGCGGACCGCUUCUCCCGCUUCAACGAGGACCGAGACUUUCAGGGUAAUCACUUUGAUCAGUAUGAAGAAGGACAUUUGGAAAUUGAACAAGCAUCACUUGACAAACCUAUAGAAUCGGAUAAUAUUGGACAUCGCUUACUCCAGAAACAUGGGUGGAAGCUGGGCCAGGGAUUGGGAAAAUCUCUUCAAGGGCGAACAGAUCCCAUCCCCAUUGUUGUCAAGUAUGAUGUCAUGGGCAUGGGCCGCAUGGAAAUGGAGCUCGAUUAUGCUGAAGAUGCUACCGAACGACGCCGUGUCCUAGAAGUGGAAAAAGAAGACACAGAAGAAUUAAGACAGAAGUACAAAGAUUAUGUUGACAAGGAGAAGGCAAUUGCUAAAGCACUAGAAGACCUCAGAGCUAACUUUUACUGUGAACUCUGUGAUAAGCAAUAUCAGAAACAUCAGGAAUUUGACAACCAUAUCAACUCCUAUGAUCAUGCCCACAAACAGAGAUUGAAAGAUCUCAAGCAGAGAGAGUUUGCUCGAAAUGUAUCAUCAAGAUCCCGGAAGGAUGAGAAGAAGCAGCAGGAAAAAGCACUACGAAGGCUCCAUGAGUUGGCAGAACAAAGAAAACAAGCUGAAUGUGCACCUGGAAGUGGUCCCAUGUUUAGACCAACUACGGUGGCCGUUGAUGAAGAAGGUGGAGAUGAUGAUAAAGAUGAGUCAGCUACUAACAGUGGCACUACCACAUGUGGCCUAGGAUCUGAGUUCUCCACAGAUAAAGGAGGCCCUUUCACUGCAGUACCAAUCACUAAUGCACCUGGACUGGCACAGGCAUCCGGGUUAGCCUCCCAAGGUAUCAGUUUUGGCAUUAAGAAUAAUAUGGGGACACCAUUGCAAAAGUUGGGAGUUUCAUUUUCCUUUGCCAAGAAAGCUCCAGUGAAACUUGAAUCAAUAGCAUCAGUUUUCAAGGACCAUGCAGAGGAAGGGACCACUGAAGAUGGAACAAAAAUGGAUGAGAAGGGCUCAGAUCAAGGAUUGCAGAAGGUAGGAGAUUCUGAUGGUCAUAGUCAUCUUGAUGGUAAAAAAGAGGAUGAAGAUCCUCAGGAUGGAGGAUCCCUUGCCUCCACCUUAUCUAAGUUAAAAAAAAUGAAGCGAGAAGAAGGAGCUGGGGCUACAGAGCCAGAGUAUUACCACUAUAUCCCCCCCGCACACUGCAAAGUAAAGCCUAAUUUUCCCUUUCUGCUCUUUAUGAGAGCUAGUGAACAAAUGGAAGGUGAUAGUAGUACGCAUCUAAAGAAUAUGCCAGAGAGCAAAAAAAGCAGCUCUCCAAAACCUAAAGGCUGUAGCAAGGUGGCAGCAAGCCAAGGAGCAGAAAAGACAGUCAGUGAUGCCUCUGAGCAGCAAACAGAAGCCAGUGUGAAUGAGCCUUCAGAACCUGGAAGCAAAGCUGAGACAAAGAAGGCCUCAGGAGGAAGUGUUGCUGAGCAGAGUUUAGAAGGUCAGAGUGAGAAGACUUCAGAAAUUGAAGUGUGUGAGACUAAUCCUCCUAAAGAAACACCUCAGGCUACCCCAGCAGGGAGGGAAAGCCAGGAGGGACCAAAACAUCCAACUGGUCCUUUCUUCCCAGUUUUGAGCAAAGAUGAAAGCACUGCCCUCCAGUGGCCAUCAGAACUAUUGAUUUUUACCAAGGCAGAACCCUCCAUUUCAUACAGUUGUAACCCUUUAUACUUUGACUUUAAACUUUCAAGGAACAAAGAUGCUAGAGCUAAAGGAACAGAAAAACCAAAGGACACACGAGUCUCUUCUAAGAAUCUUGAUCUUGGGGAUCCAAAUAAAAGCAAGGAGGGAGAAGAGAAUGUAGAACAUGCAGCUGCUUCAGGAUCUGCCUUUAGCAGCCUGAAUAAGCAGGAGCCUGGGGGCAGCCAUGCAUCAGAGACAGAAGACACAGGGAGAAGCCUUCCUGGAAAGAAGGACCGAUCUGGUAAGUCCCAUCGACACAAAAAGAAAAAGAAGCAUAAAAAGUCCAGCAGACAUAAACGGAAACACAAGACUGACCCAGAGGAGAAAAGUUCAAAGGCAGAGUCGGGGGAGAAGUCUAAGAAGCGCAAGAAACGAAAACGAAAGAAGAAUAAGUCAUCAGCCCCAGCAGAUUCUGAACGGGGACCCAAACCAGAACCACCUGGAAGUGGUAGCCCUGCACCACCAAGAAGACGACGACGAGCUCAGGAUGAUUCCCAGCGGAGGUCCCUUCCCUCUGAAGAAGGGAGCAGUGGCAAAAAGGAUGAAGGUGGAGGUGGUAGCAGCUCCCAAGAUCAUGGUGGAAAGAAACACAAAGGUGACCCUCCAGCUUCUUCUUGCCAGCGGAGAGCUAGCACCAAACAGAGUAGUCGGUCCAGCCAUCGGAGUCAACCCAGUAGUGGAGAUGAGGAUAGUGAUACUUCCUCACAUCGACCACACCAGAAAUCUCCACCUCAGUAUAGUGAAGAGGAAGAGGAAGAAGAUUCAGUUAGUGAGCACUCACGUAGCCGUUCAAGGUCUGGUCGACGCCAUUCCUCACAUCGUUCCUCCAGGCGUUCUUACUCAAGUAGCUCAGAUGUUUCCUCAGACCAGAGCUGCUAUAGUAGACAGCACAGUUACUCAGAUGACAGCUAUAGUGACUACAGUGACCGAUCACGAAGGCACUCCAAGCGUUCCCAUGACUCUGAUGACUCAGACUACACCAGUUCCAAACACCGAUCCAAACGGCACAAAUACUCAUCAUCUGAUGAUGACUAUAGCCUCAGUUGCAGUCAGUCCCGAAGCCGGUCUAGGAGUCAUACCAGGGAGCGUUCAAGAUCACGGGGACGCAGCCAUAGUAGCAGUUGUAGUCGCAGCCGGAGCAAGCGGAGAAGCCGAAGCACUACAGCCCACAGCUGGCAGCGGAGUCGAAGCUACAGCCGGGACCGCAGUCGCAGUACCAGAAGCCCUUCCCAGAGGUCAGGCUCCAGGAAGGGCUCGUGGGGUCAUGAGAGUCCUGAGGAGAGACGUUCUGGCCGUCGAGAUUUCAUUCGAUCUAAAAUCUACCGUUCUCAGUCUCCUCAUUGUUUUCGAUCAGGCCGGGGAGAAAGUUCUGGGAAGAAAGAAAAUGGCAGAGGAGAUGAUGGUAAAGGGACAGCCCCACCUUCCCAGAGUAACAACAUUGGUUCAGGAAGGGGUUCAGAGGGUGACUGCAGCCCUGAUGACAAGAACUCUGUUACUGCCAAACAGCUACUGGAGAAGAUCCAGUCAAGGAAGGUAGAGAGGAAGACCAGUGUGAACGAAGAGGUGCUGGCCACCCCUAAUAAAGCUGGACUCAAGCUCAAGGACCCCCCACAAGGUUACUUUGGGCCCAAGCUUCCCCCUUCUCUUGGCAGUAAAUCUGUUCUUCCACUGAUAGGGAAACUUCCAGCUACCCGAAAACCAAACACCAAGAAAUGUGAAGAGUCUGGCUUAGAAAGAGGAGAAGAGCAUGAACAGUCAGAGACAGAAGAAGGACCUCCAGGGAACAGUGACACCACAUUUGGACAUCAGUUUCCCUCAGAGGAAACAGCUGGCCCUUUAUCAGACCCACCCCCAGAAGAGCCAAAGUCUGAAGAAGCUACUGUUGAUCACCCUGUGGCUCCACUAGGCACCCCAGUGCAUUCAGACUGUUAUCCUGGGGACUCAGCCAUUUCCCAUAACUACCUCCCUGACCCCAGUGAUGGGGAUACCCUAGAGUCCUUGGAUAGUGGCAGUCAACCAGGUCCUGUAGACUCCAGUUUGUUGCCUGUAGCCCCAGACCUUGAGCACUUCCCCAAUUAUGCGCCUCCCAGUGGGGAGCCUAGUAUUGAGUCAGCUGAUGGUGCUGAGGAUGCUUCACUGGCCCCCCUGGAGAGUCAGCCCAUCACCUUUACCCCGGAGGAGAUGGAGAAGUACAGUAAGCUCCAGCAGGCUGCACAACAGCACAUCCAACAGCAGCUUCUAGCUAAGCAAGUAAAGGCAUUUCCGGCCUCUGCUGCCCUGGCCCCAGCCACUCCAGCCCUGCAGCCCAUCCAUAUUCAGCAGCCAGCCACAGCCUCAGCCACCUCCAUCACAACUGUUCAGCAUGCCAUCUUACAGCAUCACGCUGCAGCAGCUGCUGCUGCCAUUGGCAUUCACCCUCACCCUCAUCCCCAGCCGCUUGCCCAAGUCCAUCAUAUUCCCCAGCCACAUUUGACUCCCAUCUCCUUAUCCCACCUUACUCACUCAAUCAUCCCUGGCCACCCUGCUACCUUUCUUGCUAGCCAUCCCAUCCACAUCAUUCCUGCAUCUGCCAUCCAUCCUGGACCCUUCACUUUUCACCCUGUCCCACAUGCGGCACUGUACCCCACCCUCCUUGCCCCACGACCUGCUGCAGCUGCUGCCACUGCCCUCCACCUUCACCCACUACUUCACCCCAUCUUCUCAGGUCAGGACCUGCAACACCCUCCCAGCCAUGGCACAUGAGCUGGGGAAGGGAACCCAGGUAGGGCCAGGGAAGGUGACCCAUGGAUCUUCCCUUGAGGGUGUUGAGCCAUUAAUACCAGCAAGUAGAAGUUUGGACGAGCAGUGUCUGACAGCCAAAGAAUCGAGUUUUGGCUUGCAAGGGUGGUUUAGAUUUGAGGUUUGCUUUGGGUUAACUUUCAGGGAUUUUUUUUUUUCCUUUUUCCCUGUUUCUGUUUGUCCUCCCUUCUCCAUGUUUCUGAGCUAAUAAACACCAGUAAGUGCUCCCCACCACUCUGCAGCAACAUCUCUACACUGUCAAGAUUACUCUCCUCCUUCUGCUCUUCCCUUCUAUAAAAUUUAAAACAGUCUCCUCUCUGGCUGGUGGGUUGUCCACCUGUUCCUGCCUUCUCAGUGUCUUUGACCAUCCCAUGGUGACCAUAUGUGAUGCCUGUGAAUUAGAAAAGGAGUCUGACCUAGAACCAGAUGCCACUCAGGCUGUUAAUCUACUUCCCACAUAUACAGAGCCACAUAUUUGACACUUGUCCUCACGUCCUUUGUCCCAGAAGAAACAUCUGCAUAUCCAAGAAAAGAAGAUCCUAUCAUGAACAGAAGCUAUGUGGAACAGUGUGCUUCCCCAGAGGAGCUCAUGUGUCUGAAGGGUGUACUUUCUUCUGUCAUGCUGAUGUUUCCUUCUUAAUUUAUAGGAUUUUUUAAUGUAAAAACAAAUUGCACUGAACUCUAUAAACAUAAAUGCUGCUUUUUGUAGCUCAUAUUAAAAAAGGUUCCAUAUUUGUAGUAUACUGCAAUAAUAUUUUUUACAUCCAGCUCUUUUAAGUGAUCCUUGUUCCUGGUGGCUUUGUGUAAAUAUGUUUGCCCUAGUUGAAUUAAGAAAAUUUAAAGGUUAUAAAAAUGAAAACAAAAAAUAAAGUAUUUGUUUUCUGCUAGAUGCAAAAAUGACUAAGCAUGUAUAUUUUAUCAAGCUCAUGUAUUUUUUUGAGGUUAUGAACUACAAAUGUAAAAAAAAAACAAAUUUUUUUCUGAGGAAAAUGUUGAAUAAGUGGUGCCCCAGCUCUGGGAUUUAUGAACUAAUUGGCAGUACUUGGCUGGGGUGAGAAAGGGAUACUCAGUUAUGACAGUCUCUCAUGUGCUAUUAAACAGAGAAACAAGUGGGCCUCAUGAAGAAGAGAUUCAAGAACUUUAUUCUCUGGAAGCAGUGAGAUUCAGAGUGAUUAAGAGGUCCCUGGGUUUCCUGGGUCCCUUGUUCCACACAGUCCAUUUGCCUUCCUACUACUUAGCCCCCGUCUUGACAAUUUUUUUAAUGUGCCUUUUGGGUUGGCUAGAAACUGAAGUAGAGAUAAAUGGGAGAUUGAUAGAAUUGGGAUAGUUUUUCCUCCUUUAAUUCGGAGGUGAGCACAUUUAUACAUACUGCAAUUUUUUGUUUCAUUGUUAUUUUUGCUUUCCAUGUCCUCUGACCAGCUUCAUUUAAGCAGUAGGUGAUUCAUUCCCUCCUCCCCCCCUGCCCCCCCCCCCCCCCCCCCCCCGUCCAUGAUACCAGAGGUAAUUCCACCUAAGUUCUUCCUCCUCCUCUUGCCUUUCACCUGGCUAUCAGACCUAGUUAGCAGUUCCCUGUCUGGCAUUUCUCAUCCUUCCUGUGGCUAGAAUUAGUUGGGUAAUCAUCUGGUAGGAAUAAAACUCUGCUUACCUGGAUCAAGACUCUGGUCUGCCUUUCUUCUCAGAUUCUCAAAAAAAAGUUUUGAGUUUAUGAGAAGCAACUGAUGGGCAAAUAAGGCUCUUGACUUUAGCCUUUUUCCUGUUCAGUAGGAAUAAAACUCUGCUUACCUGGAUCAAGACUCUGGUCUGCCUUUCUUCUCAAAUUCUCAAAAAACAAAGGUGUUGAGUUUAUGAGAAGCAACUGAUGGGCAAAUAAGGCUCUUGACUUUAGCCUCUUUCCUAUUCAGUGUUCCUGUCUGAUUCAGAAGCAUCACUUUUUCUAUAGCUAGCACUGGAAAGAUGAAAGCUUCUGUUGCACGUGGAGGGACUCAUUCUUUUUGUUCAACCCAUGUAAAUAUUUAAAUAAUACAGUAUUAACAUUUUGUGCUGCUUCCCAUUAGCUUGUAGAUUGAGCCAUACUCUGGCUGCCUCUGCCUUCCUGGCAGCAGUUUUCUUUAAUUUCCAGAAUAGUGAUUUUAAAAUUAAAAAAUUUAAAAAAAGGAAAAGCAAAAUAACCUAUCCUUACUUACAAGCAUAACAGAUUGUAUUUAACUUUAUCACAUAUGAUAGAGAUAUAUAUGCUGUAAAUAUAGGGAAAGGAACUUUCUAAUAAACCAGUGGUUUCUGGAAA